UUUCAGGAUGGAUCGUCUGCUGUUUGCAUGUUCUCUCAUUUCCGUUUUCAUCCAAGGUCAUCUUUCUUCAUCAGAACACCACUCCUUCAAAGUGUCUUGUGAUAAAAAUGUUGCAGAAUUAAAGCACUUUUGGAGAAGUACAGGCCUUUGUCCAGCAGCUCCACAUCAAGAGGACUACAGCUAUUUCUUGAGUGAGGAUGAAAAGCAGAACCUGGCCCUGAUUGGGUCUGUCCCAAGAGAUGGCAUCAAGCAAGUUCGCAUUCAUUGGUUGCUGGAUCUUGUUAAAAUCAACUCAAUUGAAGGAUCCAUCAUCAACUACAACUUUACCCUUUUGGACCAACUGGUUGAUCUGUUACAUUCCAAUGGUCUUCAGCCUGGCUUUGAACUGAUGGGGAACCCAUCGGACUGGUACAACGACUUUGAGAACAGGACCCAGAUUUUCGCCUGGCGGGACUUGGUCCAGCUCAUAGCCAAGAGAUACGUAGAUCGUUAUGGCCUUUCUCAGGUCGCUGAAUGGAACUUUGAAUCCUGGAAUGAACCUGAUCAUGGAGACUUUGAUAAUCUCAAUUUUACAGUACAAGGUUUUCUGAAUUACUAUGACGCAUGUUCUGAGGGCCUCAAGGCGGCCCAUCCGAGCCUGAAGUUAGGUGGCCCCGCAGACAGCUGUAAAGAACCAUCUAAAGAACAACCUGUCAAGAAGAGUUGGGCCUUAAUGGAUCUUUAUUAUAUUCCUCCUUUCCUGAAGUUAGGUGGCCCUGCAGACAGCUGUAAAGAACCAUCUAGAGAACAACCUGUCAAGAAGAGUUUUCUGAAUUACUAUGACGCAUGCUCCGAAGGCCUCAAGGCGGGCCAUCCAAGCCUGAAGUUAGGUGGCCCUGCAGACAGCUGUAGAGAACCAACCACAAAGCAACUUGUCAAGAAGAGUUGGGCCUUAAUGGAUCACUGUGUCAAUGGUAUGAACUAUUUCACCAAGGAGAAAGGCGUUAGGCUGGACUAUAUCUCCCUGCAUCUCAAGGGUGGAGGUGCAUCACUGUCAAUUCUCACCCAAGAGCUUGCUAAGAUAAAAGAAAUUCAGUUAAAGCAUCCUUCUUUAACAACAACACCAUUCUACAAUGAUGAGGCUGAUCCCCUGGUAACUUGGAGCAGGCCGGAAUGGUGGAGAGCAGAUGCUGCGUAUGCUGCAAUUGUUGCCAAGAUCAUUCUGCAACACCAGAAUAAGAUGAUUAGAGAACACACUAACAUCAGCUAUGAACUCCUCAGCAACGACAACGGGUUCCUCAACUGGCACCCUAACUACUUCGACCAGCGCACCCUCGUCACCCGCUUCCAGAUGAACGAGACAAAGCCCCCUAGUAUACAGACCAUCAAGAAACCUGUCCUUAGCAUCAUGGGAUUGCUCUCUCUCCUCGGAGAGCAGCAGGUGGAGGUCGAUGACCUUUCAUAUCGGGUCAAAGAAGGAGCAGUUUCUGAUGGGGAUGUAGGUGUGCUUGCCACCAUCCACACUCCAACUCAAUCAGGAGGAGCUGACAGUUGGCAAGCUAGUAUCCUCAUACACAACAGUGCAGACACAGAUAACGUCACUGGUACUGAUAGCAUUCAGCUUGAAGUCGGUGGUGUCAACCCAGCUCUUACAACAAAUGUGGCAGACUUAGCUGGUGACCUGGUUUAUGUUGAAUACCUUCUUGAUAAUGCACAUGGAAAUCCCUCAGCCUUCUGGAGAAAGUAUGAUUCACCAGUCUAUCCUACCAGACAGCAGUUCAAGGAGAUGAGACAAAACCAGGAACCAGUUCGAAUUGUUGGACCAAAGACCUUCACCCCUCCUAGCAUGACAUUCAGUAUUUCACUCAACAAACCAGGAGUCAUCCUCGUCCAUAUAUGUGCUAAAUCUGCAUCAGCUCCUGAAAAGGUAACAGGUCUACGCCUUCAUCAGUACACCGCAUCAGAUGUUCUAGUGAUCUGGGAUGAUUCUAAUAUCACAACCCGCUGUAUACUUACCUAUGAAGCAGAGUAUUCUUCCACAGGGAGUGAGGGAACAUAUAAAAGAAUCAACACUGUCGAUCUCAUCUUCACUGCAUUUGUAUAUUCACCUGAUCAGGAAAAGAAGGGUGCUUCAAGUCUCAUCAGUGGCUGGUAUCGUGUGAGGGCGGUAGACUACUGGAAUCGAGCCGGGCUUUAUUCUAAUCCCAUACAACUCCAAACCCAAACUCCAUUUACCUGAGCUUUGCUCAACUCUAUCCUUUUACAGUACAUAUUUGAUGUGCAUCUAACAUUAAAUUCUCCAUUUUUAACAAAGAAAUUUCCAGGAAAAAAUUAAAGGAAAACUAAUCACUUGUUUUAUGGCAGAUUUUCUUCAGAAUAUAUGAUAUAUUAAUAUACAUAUGUAUUGUAUAGAAUUAUAACUCAUCAUGUUAACUUUUUUCAAGAUAUUUA
Strongylocentrotus purpuratus (purple sea urchin) is the source of this 2430-nucleotide messenger RNA. Its product is annotated as alpha-L-iduronidase. The record is from RefSeq and is a predicted model, not a curated record. Gene Ontology annotation, molecular function: L-iduronidase activity. The transcript has 16 exons. Bases 8 to 2218 code for a protein of 736 amino acids. NCBI's taxonomy places the organism in Eukaryota, Metazoa, Echinodermata, Echinoidea, Camarodonta, Strongylocentrotidae. Gene Ontology annotation, biological process: carbohydrate metabolic process.